UGCCCUUAAAGAUAGCAGAUUUCCCCCAAUGACGAGGGACGAACUGCCACGACUUUUCUGCUCAGUGUCUCUGCUUACUAAUUUUGAAGAUGUCUGUGAUUAUUUGGAUUGGGAGGUGGGUGUACAUGGCAUUAGAAUAGAAUUCAUCAAUGAAAAAGGAUCAAAACGCACAGCCACCUACUUACCCGAGGUUGCCAAGGAGCAAGGCUGGGACCAUAUUCAGACCAUAGAUUCCUUAUUGAGGAAAGGCGGUUAUAAGGCUUCAAUCACAAACGAUUUCAGGAAAACAAUAAAACUGACCAGGUAUCGUAGUGAGAAGAUGACCGUGAGCUACACAGAAUACCUUGCCCACCGACAGCAUCACCACUUCCAAAACGGCAUCGGGCACACCCUCCCCCCCUACAACCAUUAUUCCUGACACCGAGCCGUAUGACCAGUCUCUGGACUUUUCUGCAAACCUCUUCCCAGGAGAACCCCCUCCUUCUUGGUCUAGCUAUCUCUAUUACUGUACCAUUUUAUGAUGAUAAUUUCCGUUGCCAUGUUGAUGCUUCUCCACGGCAGGUUAAGCUCACCAUGGCAACGGGUGGAAACGCUGCAUCGUUACAAAGAUCCCCUUCGAUCUCUUCUCUCCCUCCCUCACACACUUUUUUUUUUAAAUGAGUCACUGUGGACUGGCUGGGUUUUCUUUUUUUCUUUUUUUUUUGUUAUGACAACAUAAAAAAACCCGAGGUCUUUUUUUUUUAAUAGCAUUUUAAAGUUCUACUUCAUUUAUCACUCAAUUGUAUCAAUCACCUUUUUCUGUGAAACUGUCAAUGGAAGGAAAGAAUGCAAAAGCCUCAGGCUAGAGAAGAAGGAAAUAGAGUAGUCUGCUCUUAAAAUCAUAAAAUAUUGGAUCCCAAGACAGAAGCAAAGCAAAGAUUGCCUUGAAUAGGAUGAGUUCUUCAGCAGUUCCCCAAGAUAAAGCUUGUAAGAGACUACACAGACAUCUGCUUCCUGGUCUGGUUGGGCCAGAUAAAUAACAGUGAUAAGCUGAAUUAAUUAUGAUGAGGAACAGAUGGUGAUUUUGGUUUGUACCAGGGGUGUCCAACCUUGGCAACUCCCAGUUAUUCCCCAGAUAGUAUGAGUGGCUGGGGAAUUCUGGGAGUUGAAGUCCACAAGUCUUAAAACCACCCAAGUUGGACACCCCUGGUUUAGACAUAAUCAUAGCAAGACUUUUAUUACUGACCUGGAUUGAGGUCCUGGUUCGAAUCCUUUCAAAUCACUGGAACUAAAAAUUGGGCAGAUAAAUAGUCUGUGUCUCCCCACUCCCAGUUCCUAAAUCUGCCUUCGGGUGGAUGCUGUGAUCUGCCAAGCUCUAUCCUCCAUCAGUAAAUUGAUAAAGGGCAUCAGUCAGAGUCAUUCCCAGAUUCUUUUUUCAACUUCUCAGAUGUUUCUUGUGGAGUUUAAUCAGGACUAGCAGCUUGAAGAAACGGCCGAAUUAGGAAGUCAGCAAAUUUUGAUAUUAGUGCCUUAGGGGCCACAAGUUUUGGAAAAAGGAAGGGAAGACAGCAGAAGCACAAGAGGAGAUGCCUAUUCCAAAUUCUAAACUUUCCAGGCAGGUGAAAAAAACGUUCUUUGGAGAGCAGGAUCCAAUUUUUUGUCUCCUACCUUACAAGGCUUGCCCCUGUACAAAUUAGCCAUUCUUUAUGGCACAAUUUUUGGUGCUUUUGUUGAUGAAAAGAAAACCAAAGUAAGGUGCACUGAAACAAAAAAGAGAGAAGAGAGAGCAAAAGAAAAGCUCACUGAUUUUUAGAAAAACCGUAAAGGAUAAUAAUUUUAAAUUAAAAAUCUAAGAGCAGUUACCUCUUUUUAAUGAAGCUGCAAAUGCAGCGCUAGAAAUAUUUUUGGAUAGCAAACAGAGGGCAUUGUACCAAGUUACCGGAAUCGGAAUUGUUAACCAUCGGGGGGUGGAAAUAGCAGAGGUAGCUCGUCCUAACCAACCUUGAAGUCUACAAAGGGAGAAUUCAUGGAGUUCUCGUUUCAAAACUCAUACAAACUUUAAUGAAAUAGAUCUCAGAGCUCUGUUUCAGAGAUCCUUCUUGGUCAUUAGAAGAACGUCUUAGAGGAGGCAGAUACCAUUUUGGCAGAAGUCGUUCCCGCCCCCUCAUCCAUUUCAUCCCAUUUAGGGAUCUUCAUAGACAUAGACUUAGAACCAAUAGGAAGCCGUAUCACAGGCUCUGAAGGAUGGUUGAAAAGAAUUGACUAGGGUCCCAGAUGGAGAAGCCAGGAAAAAGCCCAUUUCGUCAGUCUUUCCUUCCAUCCACAGUAUUUGAACGUCUGAAUAUUAACUUUCUGUUUUGAUGCCUUAAUUUUCAAAUAAGCAAAAAUCCUGGAAAAGAAAAAAAAAGAAAGAAAAAAAAGGGCAACGGAUGAGGAAAAGAACCCGUUGGAGCUUCAGUUUGAAGUUCUUGGGACGUCUUUCCCUGUCGGGAGGGUGGAAAAAGGGGUUGGGUUUUUUUAUGUGAAAAGUAUUGUCAGUUGCUGUCUAAUUGCAACUUUCCCUGUUUUGCCUUGAAAGGGAAACUUGAGCACAAGUUAAAAGCAAAAUUUCUCUGCUGCAAGCAUUUGGAAUAUCUACCAUUGCCACCCAACAUACAAACAAACACACCAACACAAACACACAACACACAGCCAUCUUUCUCAUUACAGUUCAUACUUCUGGGUGAGCUCAAUGUUAAAAAGUUUUUUUUAAAGAAAAAAAAAGAUCUAUUAUAUAUAUUAAAAUAUAUAUGUGUAUUUAAAGGUGCUAAUCAUCUUAAGCAGGUCACGUGACUGGUCAUGCGGACUCUAAAAUCAUAUCAGAUUUUUUUUAGAAAAAAAAUCCUCAAUAUAUGCAGAUGUUAUACAGAAUUUCUUACCAGUGUAAUAAUGAUAUACUGAUUUAAAUAAAAAUAAAAAAAUCCUGCAGGGUUUGAAGGAAGAGGUCAGCAAUACUUCCCACCGUGGCUUGGAGGAGGAACAAAAAAACAAAAAGGAUCAUCUUGUCAGCGUAAUGCACAAUGUUUUUUUUUUAAUUUUCUCUCGUUUUGAGUGUCUCCGUAUAGCUAUCCGCUUUGGGAACUUAAUCAAAAAAAACAACAGCUGUCGUUCAAAGGGUUGAACAAACUGGAAAGGUGCGCUUUAAAAAAAAAACCAAAAAAAACCUCCAGACUCUUUUGAACCUGUUGUAAAUCUCUAUGUUUGUUUUGAGAGCUAUUCCUGGAAUCUUGCAAGGCUGGCGAGAUGCAUCAGCGGAUAACCUUGGACAUAUGGGUGGAGAUCUGUGGGCUUCAGUGGCACCUGUGCUUUGUUUUUCGCUGGUUGCGUUCCUUGGGUCAGGGAAGGGCAUGGCCAUGCCAUGUUCCGGCAGGAGUCUCCAACCUUGGCAACUUGACGACUCGUGGACUUCAACUCCCAGAAUUGUGGCAGCUGAAGUCCGCAAGUUGCCAAGGUUGGAGACCCCUGCCUUACUAAAUUGCCCCAACCGUGCUACCCUCCUUAGGCAUUCCCCCCACUCCCAAGGCCCAAAGUAGCUUUUGCGGUUCCUCUUCCAUCUGCAAAGCCGUGCCCGUUUCCAACCUGGGAUUUUUUUGGUCCCUGAGCCAAAGGUCGGGUGUUGUUCAGGCAGCGAUUGUGUUUUUCUCGCCUUAUUUCAUUCCAAAAAUAAUAAAUCUAAAAGGCGGUUUAGUUUUUAGCUUUAAAUGUUUUUUUUCUUACACCUGUGUGGUGAAGGACAGUUUGGGAACGAACGUCCGGCUGAAGCUCAGAGAGAGGAGGAGGCGAUGGGCGCCGACCACUGGCCCAUCCGGGAGAGAUGCGGGUGCCGCGCGGUGUGCAUUUCCAUGGUGCCAUCUUGGCUCUGGGGUUGGGCAUGGGGUCCCGCGAGGAAGGAGGCUCCCUGUGCUGAUGCACCGUCAGCCGGGA
Messenger RNA from Thamnophis sirtalis, 3942 nucleotides. NCBI's taxonomy places the organism in Eukaryota, Metazoa, Chordata, Lepidosauria, Squamata, Natricidae. The record is from RefSeq and is a predicted model, not a curated record.